AUGGGAAACUCUGUAAAUUCUGGUCAACUGCAGUCCACCCAAUUUGCCCUCGACCUUCUGCAACUGCUACACAAGGAUGGAAACAAUCUGGUGCUGUCGCCCUACUCGCUCGUAUCUGCGCUGGUGAUGCUCCUUCCCGGGACUGAUGGAGAGAGCAGAGCCCAAAUUGUCAAGUCCUUGUUUGAUGCAGAUGACAGCAAAGGUGAGAAUGCUGACAAAUAUGUAAAGUUGCUUGCGGCCAACAACAAGGAUAAUCUGCUGAAAAACAAAGAAACGUUUAAGGUCGCCAAUUUGCUGUAUUUGCACAAAAAUUUUACAAUUAAACCCGAGUUUGUGUCACUUCUCACUAAGCUGAACGCCACUGGAAAAGAAUUAGAUUUUUCUGGUCAAAAAGCUAAAAUACUUGACACCAUCAACACUGACGUGUCCAAAGCCACUAAUGGACUGAUUGAUAAUCUUCUGGAGCAAAUCAGCAAUGAGACUGUUUUGAUUCUAGUUAAUGCCAUUUACUUCAAAGGAUUAUGGAAAAAAUCAUUUUGCAAAGAUGAUACAAUCGAAAAAGGAGAAUUUCAUACUUUUUCAGGAGUUGUCAUCAAAACACCGUUGAUGUUCAUGCGAAAGAGAUUGCCUUACUUUUUUGACAAUGAAACUGGCACCAAAGCUGUACAGUUGAACUACCAAAAGGAAGGCAACAUUGCUAUGGUGCUGAUUUUGCCCGAAAUAGGUGUACCAGUGAGCAGAUUCCUCAAAGGAGAACUCACCUCAGGCAAACUGCACCACAUUCUAGACCAUCUUGUUGUGCGGCUGAAAGUAAACCUAAUCUUGCCUCGAUUCAAACUAUCCUCAACCCAUCGACUGAAUGGGCCACUUCGCAAACUGGGCGUCAAUGAUGUCUUUGAUCCUUCAAGAGCAAACCUAAGUCAUAUUUCAUCUUCCGGUCCCCUGGUCGUAUCCAAAGUCAUACAAAAAGCAGUCAUUGCCGUCGAUGAAGAGGGAACGGAAGCGGUUGCUGCCACUGGUGGAA
Rhagoletis zephyria (snowberry fruit fly) is the source of this 1024-nucleotide messenger RNA. The record is from RefSeq and is a predicted model, not a curated record. Lineage: Eukaryota; Metazoa; Arthropoda; Insecta; Diptera; Tephritidae.